Messenger RNA from Dermacentor albipictus, 1918 nucleotides. Its product is annotated as pancreatic lipase-related protein 2-like. The record is from RefSeq and is a predicted model, not a curated record. Gene Ontology annotation, biological process: lipid catabolic process. Lineage: Eukaryota; Metazoa; Arthropoda; Arachnida; Ixodida; Ixodidae. Gene Ontology annotation, molecular function: lipase activity.
AGACACGGGGAGAGGGGAAAGGCAAAGUCAGAGAGCGAUCGCCGAGGGCACGGAGUAGGCGAAUCAAAGCGCGCGUAUCUGUCAGUAUAGCCGGACACUCGGUCUUCAUCACCGCGGGGACCACAUCGUCUCCAUAGGCUGCUUUGUCUUCACCUAACUGGAAUCAUGGCGAAACGCUGUCAAUCUUACGCGUUCGUGCUCCUGGCGGCUUCUCUCUCCGCGGGCGUGCUGAUGGUGAACGCUGCACCCCAGCAAGAGUCGUUUGGACUUGGCGCCUUGGGUAAAGCGUUUCGCUCCUUUCGUCGCCUGUCGUUCCUGCCCACGAGAACGCUGCGAUCGUUCCGACCCUCCAAGCAAUCGAAGCCCCAACUGUCUACGAGCUCGCCAAUUGGCGACGCUGCCCGCUACCUGGACUCCACGGGUAAAGUUUUCGACUCAGUUGUUCCAGGGAAAUUUGCCGAGAAGCUAUUGCCCAAGUUUGAUGACCAGAAAGACAAGGUGUGCUACGAGUUCGUCGGCUGCUUCAGCAACCGGGACAGGUUCACACACCCGACCUCGUUCCCCAGCGAUCCGGAGUCUGUGGACACCAAAUUCCUGCUUUACUCGCGCUCCAACCGGCGCUCGCCCGUCAAGCUCGACUACCGGCCCACCAAGAGCCUCGGCCGCCUCGCCCAGUUCGAGCAGCGCAAGCCGCUCAAGCUCAUCGUGCACGGCUUCCUCGAGAGCAGCAAGGUUCGCUGGAUGCAGGACAUCAAGGACGCAUUCCUGGACCUGGAGGACUACAACGUGAUCAUCGUCGACUGGAGCGGUGGCGCGCAGCAGCUCAGCUACAUCAAAGCGGCGGGCAACACGGCGCUCGUGGGCCGCGAGGCAUCGCUGCUCGUGCAGCGGCUCAUCGACACGCACCGCGGCACGCUCGGCCCGGACCAGGUGCACAUCGUGGGCUUCAGCCUGGGAGGCCAGAUCGCCGGCUUCUUCGGCCGACACUUCAAGAACAGCACCGGGACGCUCAUCCCGCGCAUCACCGCUCUGGAUACGGCCGGACCGCUGUUCGACAACACAACCGUGUGCCUCUCAGAAAAGGACGCCCGCUACGUGGACGCCAUCCACACAAGCGGCGGCAAGGCUAUCGUGGUAGGCGAACUGGGCAUCGACCGGCAAGUCGGCCACGUCGACUUCUACCCCAACGGCGGCAAGAAGCAGCCAGGGUGCAAACCACUCGAUCUGCCAUGCGACCACUUCCGGGCUACUGCGUACUUCCUCGAGUCCCUCCGCAACAAGCGGUGCCGCUUCGUGUCCAACCCGUGCGCCGGAGGCUACCGGGCACUGGAGCAGAACAAGUGCCAGUCGCGCGGCCAGCGAGGCCUCAUGGGUUACUUCAGCGACACCGUUGCUGGGCGGGGCGUCCAAUUGCUCACCACCAACGCAAAGUCCGAGUACUGCAAAGCAUAGAGCUCUCGUUCGUCGCCGUCUUUUCUCCAGCACGGAGCGCCGAUGCUCGGGACUGCGCAGCCGAGCCUCUGCCGGCACUGUCCACACUUUCAGAGCAGUUCAAUGCCGGUACGGCCGUCAUCGCUUGCGGUGACUCUUGUCGCGACAUCUCAGACCGGACAAAGCCAAAGCUUCUCCUUUCAAUCCUUCUCGCUCGAGUGCAGCGAGCGCCCUGAACUGAAAUCACACGGAGCGAAAAAUUAGCGUGCGCGCGAAGCACGGCAGCGACGCUGCAGCCGUGAGUAAUCAAGCCGGAGAAUGGAAGUGCCUGAAGUGGAGCCUCCAUGGCAGGUAAAUUGAAGAGAUAUUCGGCACGCGCGUGUACACCAAGUCCUGUGUGUGUGAGCGUCUAUUAAUUACUCGUUUUAUGUCGAGUAUACUAACAUCAUGAAUAAAUGAAAUAAAAAAAACAAGAAAUGGCGUAGAA